CGCAGUGACUGCCAAUGCAAAUAUGUAUGUGGGUGGUCUCAUGUAAGACGUAGUCUUCGUGUUAAAUUUGUCAGCUGCAAUAUGUGCAAAGGAGCCAAGAAAUAAACGUAGCUUUCCGAAGCGAAAAAGUUAAAGUAUAUUUUGAUAAUUAUUUUUCUAAUAGUUUACAGAUUUCAUAGUUUCUGCUAACGCAAACCUUUUUGUAUUAAGAAAUAAAAUCAUCUUUUUAUUAAAUUAAAUAUAAUUAUUUCCUUUCCAAAACUCUCCAGCAAGCCCAAAGUCUUUAGUCAAUUGCGAGUCAAUUUCGAUAGUGGGAACUAGGAGGAAAGUGCUCGGUGAGAUGAGCUACAAGCUGACCACUCUGCUCAAGCUCAAAAUAAUUGAAGCAAUGUUCCGAAAGUAGUGGUUAGUUACAUAGUUUGAUUUUACAAAGAGAGUUAAAAAAGGAAGAUCAUAGUUUUAGUCAUUUUGCAGUUCUGAAACAUUUCGCUAAUCGACUGCUAGUUCUCCUUCGCUGUCCAGCUUUCGCCAGAGUAAGGUUGAGGCAACUUGGUUGCCAUACUUUCUACGAACUUGCCGACGUUCCUGAAGUAGAUACUAGCCGACUGAAUAAAUUGGUGGCUGGUUCUAGGGCUUUGGUAGCUAUACAACGGUCUUUUUGAUCCGUACUUAGCAGUUCUGGGGCUCUCAACGAACAAGCGUCUGCAGCAGUCCAAGUGGCAUCGUAGUCUCACGAAUAUCAGUGUAUUUACCUAAGCUAACCUGAGUGCUUGAUUUAUUUCGAAAGAUCUGGGAUGUAAGACUAAUUCCAGAGCUCCACCGAAGGGUUAAAAGUUUUCAAAAUGUUUUAACAAGGUGUCAAUUUGUUGUAAACCGAAAAUCAGAAAAGAAAAUUCACCGCAUACAAACAAAUAUUCAAACGCAAAAUUACAAAUGUGCAUAAAUGGAAAGAAAAUCCUCCUUUGAGUCACGCAACAAACGACAACUACAAUCCGAUGUGGAGAGCAAGAGAAAGCGGCACAAGGGCGGCAGCAAUAAGCAAAAACUCGAUGGAGAUAUUCGAAUGGAAACCAUCAUUUAUAAAUUGGAUAGUCGAAAUAAAAUUGUUUUACCAAGAGCCGAUGAAACAAAUACAGACAAUGAAUUUCUGCAAUAUGUUAAAGCACGUAUCGAAGAAAAAAGUUUGCCGGCCAAUGGAAGGAGAAACAGUAAGGAUAAAACGAAGAAGCACGAAUACACGCGAAAACCAAGGCGAUAUAGUUACGACAGUAGCACAUCCAUUGACGAGCAUACAGCGAAACAUGCACGGAAUAGCACCAGCGGCGGGCAUAGGGGAUCAAGAAGUGGACGAUACAAGCAUGCCGACGACUACGAUGGCAGCGAAGAAAGAAUGUCGCAUAAUUAUGGUAAACGUCCCUCGAAUGGUUACGAUAGAAAUGUAGGCUCUUGCGGCUGCACACGCCGGAACAACAGUGUUGCCGAUUAUGACAGGCGUCCCUCGAACGGUUACGAUAGGAAUGUAGACUUUUGCAGCUGCACACACGGCAACAACAGUGUUGCCGUACCGAAGGAAAUGGCAUACGCGCGCGAACAAAAAGCGGCGCCUGUGAACGGACAGCAUUUUUGCGAGCUGAGUGAAGAGCAAAUGCUGCAGUGUUUCCAGCUGGUGUUCAAAAAACUAUGCACAUUACGAAAUGCUAAUGGCACGAGACUGGAAAUUGAUGUUGCUACGCCAAGUCAGGAAGAAAGUCCAGAAGCAACGUCAACAACUCGACCCCAGCGAUACACGCCACCACCGCAAACACUGCCGCAUCCACAGCCAACACCACAGCCACCACCACUGCCACAACCACCACCACCACCACCAGAGAGACUGCACGAGCCAGUUGAAACCCGCGUUUUAGGCAAGCAGUUUGAUGUCAACAACGGCCAGUUCGCUAAUGUAACUGACAAUCAGAAUCAAUCAGAAAACUCUCCAAGGCAAUCAUUUGGUGGUGCCGAGCCGAUCAGUGAAGUUCCAGAACAAAAUCAGCAACACGCUCAUCAAUUAACUCCCAAUGUUCCAAUGGAACAGCAUUAUGAACAACAACAGCAGCAACAGCAAUACGAACAAGAGCCUUCUAAGCCAUUGGAAGCUGUUGAGAGGCAUAGCAGUCUUACAUUUAUGGAGAGGUAUCCCACAGAAUUCGACCCAGAUAGCAUGCAUUUCACACACCCGAUAAGAACUUCAACUCAGUCUGGUGUUGCCGGCCGGGAGAGCUUAGGGGGAAAUUAUGUACAAGGCGGAGGCAGUCAGGCGGCUAACGGGGCGAACACAAACUAUCCCAUCUAUCCAUAUGGUUAUAAAAAUGGUUUACAAAAAUUAUCGGCCACCAGUGUUAGAAUUAUACCGAACGUCACGGUUGUGGAUUGUAAUGACAAUUUUUGUUCAAUUCCAUUAUGCUCACCGAAUAACAAUGAAAGCUACGAGUAUAUUCUGAUGCGAGUGAAAAAGAACAGAACGGUUCAGUGCAAUUGUAAGAGGUGAACGUGUGUCCACGAUAUCAAAGGUAUUACUUCCAAAGUAGUGCUAAAGUCAAAGUCAACAAUUAUAAACCAGGUCUUAUAUCGAAAAAGGCAAAUGCAUCCCAACUAAAUUACCAUAAUCAACAGAACCCGUUUUAAAAUAAUACCCACAGCUGUAACCAGAGUUAGUAAUGCCUAACUAAUAAGAUCUAAACGAGCACAAAGUAAUUGCAAGGAAAUGGACAAAACACCAUACGAAAGUCAGAGUAAU
Bactrocera dorsalis (oriental fruit fly) is the source of this 2776-nucleotide messenger RNA. RefSeq lists its product as uncharacterized. Lineage: Eukaryota; Metazoa; Arthropoda; Insecta; Diptera; Tephritidae. The transcript is spliced from 2 exons. The record is from RefSeq and is a predicted model, not a curated record. Bases 944 to 2527 code for a protein of 527 amino acids.